AUGGCGCCAAUCCCACCACCUUCCAACUUGCCGCCAGGCACCACAACAGAACCAAUCACAGCCCACCGCCUGACGUCGUACACGACCACGCCCAUUGCAACCGUGAUCCAGCGCUUCCGCACCCUCGUCCCCCAGGUCGACCUGAGGAAUCUCAGGUCGCAAACGAGCGCCGAGGGGAUCAGGAACGUCAUCGAGUCCACACUCCAACAAUCGGAUGCACAUUUUGCCGAGUAUCAAAAACAAUUCGUCUUGUUUUACGAAUUGAAUCAUUCGCACUGGAUCCGCCACUUCAACACCGAACCCAACGCGUCCACCUUGUUAUCCCACACUGUUGGAGAGUUAUCAAAAUACCCCUCGGCCGAAAAUGUGCUGCAUCGGGGACGCGGUCUUAUACGUUUUAUCUUCGGGAACCCGCUGAUCGCCGCCGAUAUCCUGAGAGAAGACGUCGAGGCGGGCCUCCACGUCCCGGUUGAGUGUAUGUUUGUUGAGACGGGAGAGAACAACGUUAGGGGGACGAAGAUGGUUGUGAUGAUGCCGGGGGGCCUGAUCGACAGAGACAGGAAUGAAGAGACAAGUGGAACGGAAGGGGAGACAUUGAGGCUGAAAGUGGCUGAGUUGGAGGCCAAGAUAUUGAAGUUAGUUGAAGAGCUUAUGAAAUAG
Messenger RNA from Diaporthe citri, 660 nucleotides. RefSeq lists its product as uncharacterized. The coding region runs from base 1 to 660 and encodes 219 amino acids. The transcript has a single exon. NCBI's taxonomy places the organism in Eukaryota, Fungi, Ascomycota, Sordariomycetes, Diaporthales, Diaporthaceae. The record is from RefSeq and is a predicted model, not a curated record.